Spirometra erinaceieuropaei is the source of this 530-nucleotide messenger RNA. The record is from the annotation of a GenBank genome assembly. NCBI's taxonomy places the organism in Eukaryota, Metazoa, Platyhelminthes, Cestoda, Diphyllobothriidea, Diphyllobothriidae.
AUGCAGGACGCCUGGACUGCUCGCAAAUCUGAUGAGAUUCAAGGCUACGGGGACCGCAACGAAUGGAAGAACUUCUUCUCUGCGAUCAAAGCUGUCUACGGUCCGCCGACGAUGGGCACUGCUCCUCUCCUCAGCGCCGACGGUAGCACUCUCCUGACUGAAUAGACGCCAAUCCUACAGCGAUGGGCGAGCAUAUCCGAGGCAUCCUCAACCGCCCCUCCGUCAUCUCCGACGCCGCCAUCGAGCGUUUGCCGCAAGUGGAGACCAACAUCGUCCUCGACCUCCCGCCAUCUCUCCGGGAAACCAUCAGGGCCGUGCAGCAACUCUCCAGCGGGAAAGCACCCGGAUCGGACGCAAUCCCUGCUGAGGUCUUCAAGCACGGAGGUCCCCAACUCAUGGACCACCUGACUGCGAUCUUCCAGGAGCUGUGGCGUAAAGAUGAAGUCCCGCAAGAUUUCAACGACGCAACUAUCGUGCAACUUUACAAGCGAAAAGGGAAUCGCCAAGUCUGCGACAAUCACGCCGCAUAA